Racocetra fulgida is the source of this 661-nucleotide messenger RNA. NCBI's taxonomy places the organism in Eukaryota, Fungi, Glomeromycota, Glomeromycetes, Diversisporales, Gigasporaceae. The record is from the annotation of a GenBank genome assembly.
AUGUCGCAAGAAAAUCAGUCUCCUAAUCCAAGAGAAUCUACAACCGUCAGGCAAAAUGAACCUGGCUUUCCAUUUCAUGAACAGAGUGGAGACCAACCACUUCUUACGCCCUCAGCACGGGUUUCGAUUCCCGAAACACCAGGUGCCAGUCAUCGUCCACAUCGAUCUCGUCCAACUUCCUCUAAUGCUAGUGCAAGCUCACCUCCAAAGUUAAACAGGCGUAAAUCUUCAUUUAUACCUUCUGAAGAAUCCGACGAUUCUGACGAGUAUUCCGAUGAUUCUAAGAAUUCUAAAAAACGGGCCAAGAGAAAGGGCUUAAAAAAAAGGACAUCGUCGUAUAGAAGGAGAUCGGAGGAUAUCAUAGACAAUAAUAACGAAGAGGAUAAUGGUAACGACGAUGGAAACAAUGAUCAAAAUGAUUCUGAGAGUGAUCGUGAAUUUACGAUCAAGGACAGACAAGAGAGAUAUGCACUUGUUUUAAGAGAAUUAAGUUACUACAUAUUUUGGCCUUUCGGUAAAUACGUUGAAAAAAUUGACGAAUGGUCUGAAGAAGAUGAUGAGCACAGCGUUAGUAUGAAUCACCAUGGUAGUGAUUCAGUAAUAGCUAAUGGUAAUGGAAUAGAUAUUGAAAGUAAUAACCCAUUGUUGGGACGUAGGACAA